AUGGAGGACUACCUGCAGGGUUGUCGACCUGCUCUGCAGGAGUCUCGACCUCUACAUGUUGUACUGGGCAAUGAAGCCUGUGACCUGGACUCCAUGGUGUCUGCUCUUGCUCUGGCUUUUUACCUGGCAAAGACAACUGAGACUGAGGAGAUCUUUGUGCCAGUUUUAAAUAUAAAACGUUGUGAGCUACCUCUGCGAGGUGAUAUCGUCUUCUUUCUUCAGAAAGUUCACAUCCCAGAGUCCAUCCUGAUUUUCCGGGAUGAAAUUGACCUCCAUGCACUGCACCAGGCUGGCCAACUAACCCUCAUCCUUGUUGACCAUCAUGUCUUACCUAAAAGUGAUGCCGCCCUAGUGGAAGCAGUCACAGAGGUGCUAGACCAUCGGCCCAUCGAGCAGAAACACUGCCCUUCCUGCCAUGUUUCAGUUGAACUUGUGGGGUCCUGUGCUACCCUGGUGACUGAAAGAAUCCUGCAGGGGGCACCAGAGAUCUUGGACAGGCAAACUGCAGCCCUUCUGCAUGGAACCAUCAUUCUAGACUGUGUCAACAUGGAUCUUAAAAUUGGAAAAGCAACCCCAAAGGACAACAAAUACGUGAAGAAACUGGAGGUUCUUUUCCCAGAUCUGUCCAAUAGAAAUGACAUCUUUGAUGCCCUGCAGAAGGCAAAGUUCGAUGUAUCAGGACUGACCACCGAGCAGAUGCUGAGAAAAGACCAGAAGACCAUCUAUAGACAAGGCACCAAGGUGGCAAUUAGUGCAAUAUAUAUGGAUUUGGAGGCCUUUCUUCAGAGGUCUGACCUCAUUGCAGAUCUCCAAGCUUUUUGCCAGGCUCACAGCUAUGACAUCCUGGUGGCCAUGACUAUCUUUUUCAACACUAACAAUGAGCCAGUGCGGCAGUUGGCUGUUUUUGGUCCCCAUGUGGCGCUCCGAAUAACGAUCUGUGGAGUCCUGGAACGCUCUCAGUCUCCAUUCCUAAAGUUAACUCCUAUCCCAAGCAUCCAUCCUAACCUUCAAGCCUAUCUUCAAGGCAACACCCAGGUCUCUCGAAAGAAACUUCUGCCUCUGCUACAGGAAGCCCUAUCAGCAUAUUUGGACUCCAUGAAGAUCCCUGCUGGACAGCCUGAAUCAGUGAGUGUGUCCAGGGAGCAGAUGGACAAGGAAAUGAACAAAGCGGGUAACUCCCUGAGUCCUGGACUAAGUCAAGAUGAAGAGGACCCUCCACUGCCUCCUACACCCAUGAACAGCUUGGUGGAUGAGUGCCCUCUGGACCAGGGGCUGCCGAAGCUCUCAGCAGAGGCCAUCUUUGAGAAAUGCAGUCAGAUCUCGCUGUCACGAUCAACCACUGCCUCCCUAUCAAAGAAGUGA
This is a messenger RNA of Chrysochloris asiatica (Cape golden mole), 1362 nucleotides long. It is a transcript of the gene PRUNE1, whose product is annotated as prune exopolyphosphatase. The record is from RefSeq and is a predicted model, not a curated record. Gene Ontology annotation, cellular component: cytoplasm. NCBI's taxonomy places the organism in Eukaryota, Metazoa, Chordata, Mammalia, Afrosoricida, Chrysochloridae. Bases 1 to 1362 code for a protein of 453 amino acids. The transcript is spliced from 8 exons. Gene Ontology annotation, molecular function: exopolyphosphatase activity.